This is a messenger RNA of Octopus bimaculoides (California two-spot octopus), 1455 nucleotides long. RefSeq names its product dynein axonemal light chain 4. The record is from RefSeq and is a predicted model, not a curated record. NCBI's taxonomy places the organism in Eukaryota, Metazoa, Mollusca, Cephalopoda, Octopoda, Octopodidae. Gene Ontology annotation, biological process: microtubule-based process. Gene Ontology annotation, cellular component: dynein complex.
UGGCAGUAAACUGUCUCGCUUAAUUAAGAGAGAUUUAAUCCAGCAUAAACCAAACACUCUUGAUAAAUAUUUGAAAAAACAACAAACAAACAAAUAAAAACGGUAUAUUUUAUUUAUCUAACGUAAUCUGAUCUCAGAGUGUGAUACUAUUUAUAAAGAUAUCAAAUAUCAAAUGUCUGGAUUUCCAGUUGAGAUUUAAACAGCAGCAUUAGACAUAUGUAUAUAUCAUUCGUGGAUGGUUAAUUAACGCUAGAGACAGGGUGGAAGUGGGUGAAGAAUCGUUCGUGUUUGUCUUGUAUACACUUAUGCUAUAAAGGAAUUGAAACAAUUCCAAUAAUGUAAUCAAAAUAAACUUCGGAGUGUUCUCAACUCGCUGGAAACCUGCGUCGUUCGAUGGUGCUGUUCUUCCUUGGAAAAAUAUUCCAAAAUUUUCCGUCACCUCUCGAACAAUUUGCCGAAGCUGAUGUACCUAUGUAUCGUUGUAUAAAUCACCACAACCCCACCUCCUCCGGCAUUAGUCAUAGGGAGACAGACUGGAGUUUUGGAAAGGAAUCCAGACAGUAAUUUUACGUCUCCAGGGAAGUUCUGACUCAGCCCCCGUUCAAUAAAGGGCAUUAACUCUUGAGCAGGUGCUCUGCUUAAUUGCAUAUUAAUUUACAUAUUUUUAUGGUGUCUGUAAUGUUUAAACCGGUGAUUAUUUAGCAGCCGGUGGUUGUAUUACUAGAUGUUAUUUACUACUGGAGGUUUGGUAUCGUAGUCUCUUCCCCCACCACCCUCGUUAAGCAUCUUACACCCCUACCUACUUCAUUCUCGGUCGACAAUACGAAACGUGAUACAAUCACAUACUAAUAUUAUGUUCGGACACCUUCGGUAACGGGUUUAUUUUGUUUUUCUAUCCUCCGCCGUCACCGCUAACCUCAGCAAUUCAGUGGAGGCCCACAUAGAGUUAAUCUACUGAUAAAUAAAGCUUCGUAACAACCUCAGUGACAAAGCCUCGGAGUGGCUUCGCAUCUGGUUACUAACCACAAACAGCCCGGCUUAACAUCAAUAAACAAACAUCGACCGACAUUGCGAUAAACGACUUAGAGAUCCGAGAAGGGUGCAAAAGAUCGCUGCGAAAAAGUUUCCAGACUCGCCGUGAUCUUCGUAGAGGCCAUGGCAGAAACCACAGAAGAUAAGAAGGAACCAGAGACUAAACGAGCUGCCCACACAUACCCACUUAUACGACAUUCAGACAUGAUGGAUGAGAUGAAGACUGAGACAAUGGAGCUUUGUGUUACGGCUUGUGAGAAGUUCUCCAAUAACAAUGAAACUGCUGCUAAAAUGAUUAAAGAAACGAUGGACAAGAAAUUUGGUGCUUCUUGGCACGCUGUGGUUGGUGAGGGUUAUGGCUUUGAGAUAACACAUGAAGUAAAGAAUUUAUUGUAUAUGUUCUUUGGUGGGAAUAUUAGAUGA